Hippocampus comes (tiger tail seahorse) is the source of this 1382-nucleotide messenger RNA. RefSeq names its product stromal cell-derived factor 2-like 1 (gene sdf2l1). The record is from RefSeq and is a predicted model, not a curated record. Lineage: Eukaryota; Metazoa; Chordata; Actinopteri; Syngnathiformes; Syngnathidae. The coding region runs from base 104 to 769 and encodes 221 amino acids. The transcript has 3 exons.
CCUUGUUAUUGCAUGUCACGCCAGGAUUGGCUAAACCGAGCUAUGACGUUUUAACUUGGUUGGUUGGUUUACGCUUUCUUGGCAUUGGACAUUCUACUGUCGCAUGAAGAUGGAGAGUAGUUACGCAGUUCUUCUUAAAUUACUGGUGUUUUUUGUGUUGUGGUCACAUUUCGAGGGAAGAGAGACUGAGUAUAAAGAUGUCACCUGCGGUUCACUGGUAAAACUGAUGAACACCAGACAUAGCGUUCGUCUCCAUUCCCACGAUGUCAAAUACGGGUCAGGAAGCGGACAGCAGUCUGUCACUGGAGUCGAGAACGCAGAUGAUGGCAACAGUUAUUGGCAGAUACGAGGAAAGGCCAACCAUCCGUGUCAGCGUGGGACAGCAAUUAAGUGUGGUCAGCCUAUACGCUUCACGCACAUGAAGACUGGCCGAAACCUUCACACACACCACUUCAGCUCCCCCUUAUCUAAUAAUCAGGAGGUCAGUGCAUUCGGAGAGAAUGGCGAGGGUGAUGACCUGGAUGUUUGGACAGUGCAGUGUGAUGGUGUCCACUGGGAGCGCAAUGACGCCGUGCGAUUCAAGCAUGUCGGUACCAAUGUUUUCCUGAGUGUGACGGGUGAGCAGUAUGGCCCUCCCAUCCGUGGCCAAUGGGAAGUACAUGGCAUGACCUCACCAAACCAGCAUAACUGGUGGCAGGUGAUGGAAGGUGUCUUCAUCCAGCCAAGCCAGGAUCCACUCCACCAAUCAGCUCAUCACACUGAACUCUGAAAUCAAAAGCCGUGAACUUGUCCAUGGCUGUGCCUUGGUAAAUUAUUUCAUUUGAGUGAUGAUUGAUUUCUUUUUGUCUGUUUUCUCAAGGAAUUGUGAUAAGUUGUAGGUGGGGAUCAUUUGUAGAGAUGGGUUAUCCAAAAGCUAUACAUUUUGACGUUUUUGGUGAUGUGGCCGCUGUAUAUGCUACAUGCAAGGAUCCAUGAAAAUUAAAUCGUUUUUUAUUUUUUGUUUUUCUUCAGCUCGGGUGCUUUUUUUUUCUUAGAAAGUACAACAGACUUGAGGAUUGAGCACAGGUGUCCACCCCCGAACUACGCCUCCUGUCGUCCUGGUUGUAAAGUCAUUACGUUGACACACCAAGAAGUGGAGAUGGGUAGAUGACCAGCGACUCACUUUACAUGAACAAGGGUAGCCAGGUAAAUCUCCACAAACAUGUAUUGCCGGCAUCGGCUGAGACAUCUAUUUGUUGAUGUGUAACCUCCAACCGAUGUGAAUAUGCCAGUGGUGGGAAAAGUCCAUAAGAGAACAAAAGGUUCUGACGCAAUGAGUUCUUGAAGUGUUACUGAAAACUGCUGCUCAGAAGGAAAAAUAAAGCCCCAGUUUGAAUGAGCAA